Messenger RNA from Melopsittacus undulatus (budgerigar), 6295 nucleotides. RefSeq names its product zinc fingers and homeoboxes 1 (gene ZHX1). Gene Ontology annotation, biological process: regulation of transcription by RNA polymerase II. The record is from RefSeq and is a predicted model, not a curated record. The transcript has 3 exons. Gene Ontology annotation, cellular component: nucleus. Gene Ontology annotation, molecular function: DNA binding; DNA-binding transcription factor activity, RNA polymerase II-specific. NCBI's taxonomy places the organism in Eukaryota, Metazoa, Chordata, Aves, Psittaciformes, Psittaculidae. The coding region runs from base 796 to 3420 and encodes 874 amino acids.
UGCUGGCCCCCGGCCCGCGGGGGGUUGAUCCCGUUCGGGUCUGUGCUUCCCUCCUCCGCUCUGCGCCAGCCGCGGAGCCGGAGCCUGUGCGUGGCUUUGCUCGCCACGGGGCGGACGGAGGAAGAGUGCUCCGAGUCGUCGCUCGGGGAGGAAGGUGAAGAAGUUCCGUCCCGGAGCGGCUGCAGGAGCUGGAGCUCCCGGCCGGGGUCACGGGCUGCGCGCACCCGCGCUGGAGCUCGGGCUGACGGACGGACGGACGGACUGACGGCCCCGCAGGCUGACGGCAGCGGGCGAGCCAUGAAGUUGUGGCUCCCGAGUUGUGUCGCAUCCCGUGGCGUUGCAGAGCGGGGCCGAGCGUGGAGCAGCGGCACGGUGUCUGUGCAGGCAAAGUUGGGGAAGACGUCUGGUCUACUCUGGCGGGGGUGUCUGUGUCCUGGGGCGCGUUCUGAUGCUCGGCUCUCCCCUAGAUCAGCAUGUGCAGCACUGGAGAUCAACACCGGCUUUAGUAAACCAUGUAAUGGAGGCGGUUCUGGAUCUCUGAAGGGGCUCAGAGGAUCUGCAGUAGGGAGCGUUGUCUGGUGGUGGAUGUGGGCUUUAAAACAGUGUGUCUCAACAUCUCAUCCUCAACUAUCAAUUUUUAAUCUGAUUGCACUACAAAAGGAAAGCUGCUAAUGGGAUAAAUGUUGAGACUUUACAAGAACUGACUUGAAGUACCGAAAGCCAUUAUUAUUAAUCAGGAAGAGCUUGAAGCUAAGUCUAUAUCUGACCGGUCAGCAUCAUUUUCGCAGAACAGGCAUGGCAAGUAAAAGAAAAUCAACAACACCAUGCAUGGUCUUAGCCAACGAGCAGGAUCCGGAUCUAGAACUGGUAUCAGACUUGGAGGAAGGACCACCUGUACUCACGCCAGCAGAUAACCCGACAGCAGAGAGCGUAACGAGUGAUGAGGAUGCCCAUGAGUGUGUGGAUUCAGACAAUCAGAAAAAUACAAGUAAAGUUGAAGGUGGUUAUGAGUGUAAAUACUGUACUUUUCAGACUCCAGAUCUCAAUAUGUUUACUUUUCAUGUGGAUUCAGAACAUCCCAACGUAGUAUUAAAUUCAUCCUACGUUUGUGUAGAAUGCAAUUUCCUUACCAAAAGAUACGAUGCUCUCUCGGAACAUAAUUUAAAGUACCACCCUGGAGAGGAGAAUUUUAAAUUGACCAUGGUGAAACGUAAUAAUCAGACAAUCUUUGAACAAACAGUAAACGAUCUCACUUUCGAUGGGAGUUUUGUUAGGGAAGAAAACGCUGAACAGGCUGACUCUGCUGAGGUCCCCUCAUCAGGGAUCUCAAUUAGCAAAACUCCUAUUAUGAAAAUGAUGAAAAACAAAACAGAGACUAAACGUAUUGCUGUUUUCCACAAUGUAGCUGAUGACAUUCCUGGUGAAGAAAAGGGAACUGAAAAUGAGCCAAACUCUGAAGAAGCAGUAGAAAACCCACCACCGGCAGUUUCUGAGUCAAAAGGAAGCCAUUCGAUCGUUGGCAGUGCAGCAGAUGUGGCCAGUGCAGUGGUGACUCCAGCACCAGUGCUUCAGCCUGGGGUGGCACAGGUCAUAACAGCUGUUACAGCUCCACAGAACUCAAACCUGAUUCCAAAAGUCCUAAUACCUGUAAAUAGCAUUCCAGCCUAUAAUACUGCUUUGGAUAACAAUCCUCUUUUGCUUAACACCUACAACAAAUUCCCAUAUCCAACCAUGUCGGAAAUCACUGUUCUUUCCACUCAAGCUAAGUAUACAGAGGAACAGAUUAAAAUAUGGUUUUCUGCCCAGCGUCUGAAGCAUGGUGUGAGCUGGACGCCAGAGGAAGUGGAGGAAGCAAGGAGGAAACAAUUUAAUGGCACAGUGCAUACUGUGCCACAGACAAUUACUGUUAUUCCAGCACACAUUUCCGCCACUAGCAAUGGUUUACCUUCAAUUUUACAGACAUGCCAAAUAGUUGGUCAGCCAGGACUAGUUCUCACUCAAGUUGCAGGUGCAAAUACGUUACCAGUAACAGCCCCAAUAGCUUUGACUGUAGCGGGAGUCCCAAAUCAAACACAGUUACAGAAGAGUCAGAUUCACACUGCUCAGCCUAUUGCAGAAACCAAACAAGUAGCGGCCGUUCCAGCCCCUCAGCCUAUCAAAAAUGAAUCUGCCCUGAUGAAUCCUGACUCCUUUGGCAUCCGAGCAAAGAAAACAAAGGAGCAGCUGGCAGAACUGAAAGUCAGCUACCUUAAAAAUCAGUUUCCUCAAGAUUCAGAAAUCUUUAGGCUUAUGAAAAUAACGGGCCUGACUAAAGGAGAGAUCAAAAAGUGGUUCAGUGAUACACGCUACAAUCAGAGGAACUCCAAGAAUAAUCAUGGGAUUCAUCUCAACAGUGAUUCAUGUGCCACCAUUGUUAUUGAUUCAAGCGAUGAAAUGAACGAGUCCCCGACGGGAGCCACUCCACAAAACAAGUCAUCAUGGAGUGCUUUCCCUGAUUUCACCCCACAGAAAUUCAAAGAGAAGACUGCUGAGCAGCUGCAAGUCCUCCAGGCAAGUUUCCUUAAUAACCCCAUCCUUACCGAUGAGGAGAUGAAUAGAUUAAGAGCCCAAACCAAACUCACCAGAAGAGAGAUUGAUGCCUGGUUUAUAGAGAAAAGGAAAUCAAAGGUCUUGAAGGAAGAAGGAGCUGACUUGAAUGAGAGCAAUGCUGGCAGCUCAAAAGAAGAGGCUGGAGAAACAUCUGUGGGAGAUGGAGCAGCGGGAACGAAAUCAGGGGGUUCCACUUCAAGCAAAAUAGGCAAAAAAUCACCAGAGCAGUUGCACAUGCUCAAAAGUUCCUUUGUCCGUACUCAGUGGCCAUCUCCACAGGAAUACAACAAGCUGGCAGAAGAAACUGGACUGCCAAGAUCAGAAAUCGUGAGCUGGUUUGGAGAUACUCGCUAUGCCUGGAAAAAUGGUGGAUUGAAAUGGUAUUAUUAUUACCAGAGCGCCAAUUCAAACAGUCUGAAUGGCCAGGGCUUUGCGAGGAAGAGAGGGAGAGGAAGACCAAAAGGGAGGGGGAGAGGCAGGCCUCGGGGGAGGCCUCGGGGAAGCAAGAGGUUAAACUGCUGGGACAGAGGUGUGUCUGUCAUAAAGUUCAAAACUGGAACAGCAAUCCUGAAGGACUACUACAUGAAGCACAAAUUCCUUAAUGAGCAAGACCUUGAUGAACUGGUAGCCAAAUCGCACAUGGGAUAUGAGCAGGUCAGAGAGUGGUUUGCAGAAAGGCAGAGAAGAUUAGAACUUGGAAUAGAGCUGUUUGAUGAGAAUGAGGAGGAAGAUGAAAUGUUGGAAGAGCAGGAAGAUGAGGAAGAAACGGAUGAUAGUGAUACUUGGGAACCCCCCCGACAUGUUAAGCGUAAACUUUCAAAGUCAGAUUGAUGUGCAAUUUGGGAUUUGGGGCCAAAAACCUAUUAAUGGGUUUUAUGUUAUGAAGAGCCAAAUGAUUUCUUCAUGGCCUUCAGUUUAGCAAGCACUUGCUUAGCAUCUUCCUUCCACCUAAAAGAACCUGAGCAAGAUGCAACCUGCAAGGUGCAACCUGCAAGCAGGCGACAACUAUUUGCUUCCUUGCUACAAGAGGUGGACAUCCUCAGGCCUAGCCUAGGACACAGGAUUACAAAUCGGAUCCAGUUCAGCUCUUCCUCUUCCACGUUACUGAUGGGAAGGUUCAUGUUCAUUAUUCACCUGACUGCUUCUCAAUAUUUAAUUGCCUUAUGUUGUUUAAUUCCAAAACCACCACAGACUCAUUUUUUUGUUGCUGUAGGAGAACAUUGCUCACGAAGGAGGAACAUACAAAAACCUAAGAUGUCUUUUUGCAAACAUCGCUUCACCUGAAAGGUUUCAAGGCCUGGGUUUAUUUCUUAAGGAAAGAGUUCAAAACAAAAGAGAAGGGGAAAAGUAUGACAAAGGAAUCAAUGAACCUAGGGCUGCCCAGAGUGGUGAAGGGGAAGCAAUUCUUGAAAGAGUUCAAGAGAACUGGUUAACUGUGAAUGGGCCUAAUCUUUCGUGAAACCAAGAACAUUUUUGGACACACACAGGACUUGAAUACUCAAAAGGAUUGGAACUUAGUGUUGUGCCAAAGUUAAACUACUGCAGUUGGCAGAAGUUCUGCACUGUAAAUAGAAGACUGAUUAAGAGACAGCUUGUAAAAAAACACAAAAAAUCAGAUUUUAAUACAGUACAUUUUUAUUCUGACACGAUGGAAACAGUUUGGUUUAGACCUUUUUUGAAGAGGCUUCAGUGACCACUAGAUUUUGUCCUCUUAUAUUUUGGUUGGCCUAGUACUAUAUGUUCUAGUAAGAUGGGCUUUACUGCCUGUGUUCUUUGAUAUGUGAUUAAGCUUAUAGCUUUGAGUGACCAAACAUUUUACAGAGUAAAAGUUCUUAGAAACAAUAUAUAACGUAACUGAUAUUUUCUGUGUCUUAUUUAUCAGGCUCUGCACAAACUUGGGAAGUUGUGCUGGACUUGUACAACUCCUGUAUGGGAACGCAGCAUACUUCUGGAUGUUACCCCCGUAAGCCUUGGUGGCACUACGGAGCUUGUCUUUGGAUUUAUUUUUGUUAUGUUUUUUGAGGCAAAGAGACGAUGGAUGCUGCUGUAAGAUAUUUGUAGUAUUCCCAUUAUUGCUUUCUGUAGCAAUUACUGCUUUUGCUUCAACAGAUAAAGAGAAUAAAUCAGAGAGAGGAAAAUCCUGGAAGACGCUGGGAGAAGAAAAGGAUCAUGUGGGAACUGCUGAAAAUAAACUUUGUACCAAAAAUCUGAAAACAGAAGUAAUAGAAUAACUGUCUCCUUACUGAGCGCGUGUGGGUUUAAGAGGUGGUGUGGAAACCAGCAACGUGUCUGUAUGAAGCUGGCACAAAUCACGUCUUCUCAAAUGCCUUUUUUUUGUCCCUGUUACACAAAACUGAAUCUCACCAAUUCCUCAGAUGUGUUGAAUUUGGAGAACUGGCUUUUGGCUGAGCAGCCAGCGUGAGGUCAGCCUCACGUGCGUGUCAGUACAGCUGCUUGUUGCUGCACUGUUCUGCUGCGUCAGCAGGCCAGGGAUGCUCACAUGGUUAUUCCCAUUAAGGCAGAUGCUCUUUAUUACUGCAUUUAAAGUACUCGGGGUGGGAAGGGUAGGGGCGAGUGGGAGCCAGCUCUCCAUUUCAGCCCUGUCAGUGGGACAUUAUGCUGUGUGGUUGCUUUUAACAUGUGCCUUCUCAGAGGAGAAGGCUUUGAGAUGAGCACUUUCUGGUGAGCUCGACUAGCUGUCGCUCACACAAGCUCCCUGCUGUCUUGAAUCAGGGUGACCCAUCCCACCGACUGCUUCAGCUGUUGUGCUGCAACAGGAGGGGCUCAAGACCCAGUCUUUCCCUCAGGCAUUGUGCCUCCAGCCCUAUCCCCAUCUGAAAACGGUGUUUAUGGCGAUAAAAUCACUCCUGUGCUGUACCUUAUGUCAGUCCCGAGAAACCACAUCCCUGGCUGAAGUAAUGACCUAUGCACAGGCCUGGAGAUGAGCGCCAGUCCUCAGUACAGCUUGGUGGCUGGCCAAAUAGUUCUACUUGGUUCAGUGAAAAAAGGGGGAGGGAGAGAAGGAAUGCUUACCCAAGAAUCCGUCAGCUAAUGAGGGAGUUAUGGAGAGCCCUGGAUUAUGCACAGUCACCUUUUUCAAGCAGUUACCUUUUUUGUUUACAGUGGUAGCAGUGAUUCCAAAAUGCUGCAAUUCAGUCACUAUUUCACAAGGGACCAGCUGGCCUUGUGGGUUGUUUCCCCUCUCCCAGCCUCCUCUUCCCAGCCCCUUCCCUCUUCCAUUUGUUUUCACUACAAUAUUGUCAACUACUAUAUUUAGGAAUUUAAAAUACCAAGUCACUUUGUGCACUGCCUUAUUUUUCCUUUUACACCAAAACAUCUCCUUCAGAAGGAUGUUCAGUUGCUCCCUGGAGACUCGGCAUUGCUUUGGGUGCCAGUGGUGGUCUUUAGCCUGUCAAAUGGUGGUUUCUGACAUUUUUGGUGGGUCAAUGACUUGUUGCACUUCAGAUGCUGUAAAAGAAAACCUUUGAAUAUAUUUAUAUGUUUCUACCGCUAUCAUGUUGAACUAUGAGCAUUGUGACUAAUGCAUCUCCCAUGUGUGUUUCUUUACAGGCUCAGCGCUGAGCCGACGUUCAUUAACUUAAAGUAUUUAUUUGGUAGAAGAAAGACGAGGGAAAAGGGGAAUGAAAGUGUGUGUCACACCUAGGUGAUUUGUGUCUUUGGGUGAAAAUAAAGGUCAGUGCUGGCA